UCUUUGAAACCAAUGCUAAAGUGACAAAAAUUCUGCAAGAAAGGUAGGCAGAAUUACGGGGAGAUAAGGGGACGUAAUCAACAGAAAGGUGGACAGAAAUACGGGGAGAUAAGGGGACGUAAUCAACAGAAAGGUAGGCAGAAUUACGGGGAGAUAAGGGGACGUAAUCAACAGAAAGGUAGGUAGAAUUACGGGGAGAUAAAGGGACGUAAUCAACAGAAAGGUAGCCAGAAUGACGGGAAGAUAAGGGGACGUAAUCAACAGAAAGGUAGGCAGAAUUACGGGGAGAUAAGGUGACGUAAUCAACAGAAAGGUAGGCAGAAUUACGGGGAGAUAAGGUGACGUAAUCAACAGAAAGGUAGGCAGAAUUACGGGGAGAUAAGGGGACGUAAUCAACAGAAAGGUAGGUAGAAUUACGGGGAGAUAAAGGGACGUAAUCAACAGAAAGGUAGACAGAAUGACGGGAAGAUAAGGGGACGUAAUCAACAGAAAGGUAGGCAGAAGUACGGGGAGAUAAGGGGACGUAAUCAACGGAAAGGUAGCAGAAUACGGGGAGUUAAGGGGACGUAAUCAACAGAAAAGUAGGCAGAAUUACGGGGAGAUAAGGUGACGUAAUCAACAGAAAGGUAGGCAGAAUUACGGAAGAAUAGAGAGUGUCUUGAACCAAAUCAUAAUAGAUAAGGAUAAUUACGAAAGGUGACACGAAAAUGCACGGAAAGGAGAUGUCACCAAAGGUUAGAUGAGUUAAGAGAGAUAAGGGGACAUAAUCAACAGCACGGGGAUAUCGCGAAAGGUUAGGCAUAUCAGUAGAUUACAAGGACAGAGGUACACUCACUAGCAGGAAGAGUUGAUAGCAUAUGUAUAUCUUCUCCAACCGUUGUUAAGCGACAAUUUUACAAGAUUUGUUUUGAAGAAUGUUCAGUUACAAUUGUUUGUUUUACUAAUUGAAAACCGGAGAAAGAGCAAUCGUGAUAAUAAAUUGAAAAACCUUUAAUCCUUAUAUUCCAUAGAAAUACAUUAAAAAAAUGUUGUAUCUCUGUGGUACAUAACAUGUUUUUCAGAGAAGCCGAUAGGAAUGCAGAUGAAGACCAGCGUCGUCGAAUUAAUGAUUUAGAGGAUUCCUUUCAACGACUUGAGAAACGCAUGCAGGAAGGAGAUGACGAAUUUCAGGAAUUAGCGAAUAUGGUUCGUGAUCUUGUGCCAAGGGUAGAACGAGCAUCUUCUCUUGUGAGGAAUUACACUUGCCAUCUAAGCAAGGACCGCAACCGAUGCAUUCCGGGAGAUCUAGAUACAAAACGUCAGAGGUCAAGAGGUCAACAACAUAAUGACGGAGGUUCUGAACUUAGUGGACAGAGUAACACAAAGAAACAAAAUGGUACUCCUGGACACAAUGGCAAAAGUGAUUCUCAAAGUAACACAGAAAAACGCAAGAGUAAGAAGAAAGUAAGAUUUGCUGAUGAUUCGGCAACCCCUCUGAGCAUGAACAGUGUUGAUUCUCGAAGAUCCGGAUCUCUAGGUGAAAAUAAAAAGGGAAAGCCAAAGAGACAAAGUAAUGAUGAGGGUUACAGCCAUGAUAGGUUACAUACAGCCAAAGUGCCUCUAAAUGAUACAGGUUUUAAACGAAGACUGACGGAAAAAGACGUCGAUAACAGACUUCAUUAUUUUAGGAAAAUUGAGAUCCAGAAAAAAGAAAACAAACAUACCGUUGAAGAGAGUAAAGAGGAAAAAGGCGCCGUAGGUAAUGACCAAGAUGUUACUUCUAGUGAUAACACCAGUAUGCUGAAAGAUGAGGCUGUGUUAGGAUAUAUGAAAGACGAAUUAGCGCGUCAUUCCGAAACUCUAAUGAGGAGUUUAGGAGGACAUGAUGACCUAGACAUGUCUCUAUUCAGCUUUGGCCUAGAGGAAACUCUGAAGCUUGUGAGCGAAGACCCAAAUAUUGUACAACAAAUUGCACAACAGGAGGAGCACGUGUCAAUGGAGACCCUGAUGAAAGACAACAUGGAGACUUCGGCAUAUAUUGAAGAUAUGGCCAAACGAGCAGAUGUGGAAAAAAUUAAAGGGUCAGCAGCCAAACUACCACGGGGAGUCGGACCUGACACGGUCUUGUGCUUAGAUACUUCAGGGAGUAUGGAAGGUGCAGCCUUCCAGGAGAUGAUUUCACUAGCAAUUAAGUUUGUUGAUGGGAUUCAACAAGUCUCCCUAGUCCUUGGUAUAGAAGAGAACAUUGGGGUGUCCACUUUCGGGAAAAAACCUGGUGUCCCUCUCCAUCUGACCAACCAAUAUGACAAGGUGAAGGAGGUGUUACUGUCACUAAAGGCAGAAGGACCAAGUCCAAUGUUUGAUGGCAUACAUAUGGCAAUAGCGGCCUGCGAGGGAAAUGGCAGACGUGUCACGAUGAGGGGAAUCCCUGUUGGGAGCAGGAUCAUACUGAUGUCUGAUGGCAAGGGCACACCUGAUCACUGGCAUCUGAUCGGCGACACUGUCGACCCCAACAACGGAAAGGCUAAGUUAUUGGUGAAUAACUUUAUGGUUUGCGCAGGUCAUCUAGUUAAGUCGCAUGGAAAUACUGUGUAUUCAGUUCCGGUUGGAGAUUACACGGAGGGAACUCUCGAACGAGUCGCGAGAUUAUCCGGCGGGCACAUCAUACAAAGACAUGAGCUUGGCCGACUUAUACAAUUCGCACAGCAUCAGAGCGCAGCCGCAAACUACGUGUGUGAAUGUAGGGACCUGGGAGAGGACGUAGAUCGCGAGCCUUUCCUUAGGGCCAUGAUCGGUGUGGAGUCUACGUCACCUGGAGACUCUAACUUCGAUCACACCAAAAUGGACAUUCUUACUCUGGCAUUAAAAUUUACCAAGUCUCCGGUCCUGCGAAAGGACCUUUACGGCGACAAAGGCGACGUCAUGGAAGAGGUAAACACGUACAUGCCGUGCAUUGGAACACGUGUUCGACGCGGUCCAAACUGGCACUGGGGUAACCAGGAUUGCGAGGGACCUGGAACUGUUGUUGGCCAUGAUUCCGAUAAAAUGGUAUGGGUGGAGUGGGACCUCGGACGUAACAGGAACGUGUACCACUACUUACCAGGGUUACAUGACGUCACAGUGGUCGACGAGGAGAGGGUGUUGGUGGCUGGCGAGGAUAUAGGAGUUGGUUGUAAAGUCAAACGAGGCAAAGACUGGACAUUUGGAGAUCAGGACGGUGGUGAGGGGACAGUGGGUAUUGUAUGCCGAGCAGAUCCUGCAAAGACUGUCCAUAUACGAUGGCCUAACAAGACAGUAAAGAGAUAUAACUUCGGAGCUAAUGGACGCUUUGACGUGGAACUGAUUAACCAACGAGAACCCAGUGUAACUUCAGCCUCCAUUUUACCACCCAGAAGGAGAGAGGGGUCUAUUCCAGACAAGGACAAAGAUGCUCGAAAGGAAAUGUCUAUUGAAGACAUGAAUCGUCUCAAUCAGAGAAAAUAAACGCGUCUUUUAUAUCAAAAACAAAAACACAUCAGAAAUACCAUGGAUAUAGACUAUAAGGGUCAAAAUAUGUAAAAGACAAAAGGUUGAAAAUCCUCCAUUGUAAAAAAAAAAGACAAUGACAAUAACACUUUGUCGAUAUUGUUGCAAAAUAUGACAAUCAUGGGUGUCAUAUAUCGCCUUGAUUUGUCUUUCUUGUCUUAAUGUGAGAACGUUUUUCAUCUAGUUUUACAUGCCUGGUCUCGUUGAUACACUUACCCUUCUGCCACACUUGGUCCUAUUUUUCUACUUCAACAGUCUCCAUCUUGAAAUGAACUACGUCAAAGAAAAGCAGUCCAUCGCCGAAAAAAUAAAAACAAAAGACUUUACGAAAUUGAUUAGUUAACAAAAAAAUUCAGGAGUGUUCAAAUUAUCGGUUUUGAUUUUCACCAAUUUAUCAAAUGAAUACAUCAGAUAUUAUUGAACGAGAAUUGAAAGAGACCAUGAAUGUUUGCUAACUCUAAAAACGAGCUUUAACACGUUGAAUUUGGAGCAUCUCUUAGAAGGAUAAAUUUACGAACUCCGUAUGUUGGAUAUUUUCAGAUGAACAAGGUAUCAUGCUUUAAGAGCGAUAAUUACAUUCAGAUAGUUUUAACUCUUAAACGAUGUUUUCAUCAGAGCAUUCAAGUAUUCUCUGUUUCUUUUUCCGUAUAUUUAUUGACACAUUUAAAUUGUAACGCAAUUACAGCCAUUUACCAACGUCUCAAAAUAUAGACUUCCGCAUUAUUUGUACCAUGUAUAUGACGUCAUUAUUUUUGACGUCGUAAGUAUGUGUACUUUAUUUAUGACAUCACAAUUCAAAUACAUUCAAAUAGCCUGAAGAGCCCCAAGAUUUAAUCUUCGGUGAUUUGUUUAAAUUAUAUUUCUAUGAUCAUAUGAUGUCUAAAAUCACUAUGUUUCUCCAUUAGAUAAUAGUGUCAAUAGGUUUAUGAUUUAUUGAUAUAAAUUAAAUAAAGAAAUAGACGUUA
Mizuhopecten yessoensis (Yesso scallop) is the source of this 4469-nucleotide messenger RNA. RefSeq lists its product as uncharacterized. Lineage: Eukaryota; Metazoa; Mollusca; Bivalvia; Pectinida; Pectinidae. Gene Ontology annotation, cellular component: cytoplasm. Gene Ontology annotation, biological process: protein ubiquitination. The coding region runs from base 1051 to 3462 and encodes 803 amino acids. Gene Ontology annotation, molecular function: metal ion binding; ubiquitin-protein transferase activity. The transcript has 17 exons. The record is from RefSeq and is a predicted model, not a curated record.